Molecule: messenger RNA, 3250 nt
Organism: Poecile atricapillus (Black-capped chickadee)
Lineage: Eukaryota; Metazoa; Chordata; Aves; Passeriformes; Paridae
Gene: SMIM8
Product: small integral membrane protein 8
Exons: 4
Coding region: 87-365 (92 amino acids)
Source: RefSeq, a predicted model, not a curated record
CGCAGGGAGGUGCCGCUGGCCGCGAGCGCCGGUGAUCUGGAGACUGAUCCUACUUGGUCCACAGGAACUAUUCAACAUUAAAUAAAAUGUCUUCCACCAAACCUUCAAAUGAAAAUGAAACACUCAAAGAGAGAAAACCAGGACUGAGGAGUGUUCAGACAACUAUGCUUUUCAGGGCUGUGAACCCCGAGCUUUUCAUUAAACCUAACAAACCUGUGAUGGCAUUUGGACUGAUAGCAAUUAGCCUCUGUGUGGCCUAUCUUGGUUAUUUGCAUGCAACUGCAGAGAAUAAAAAGGACCUCUACGAAGCAGUCGACAGUGAGGGGUCCAGAUAUAUGAGGAGGAAAACUUCCAAGUGGGACUGAGAAUGUAAGAAAGAAAAUGAGUAAAUCACUCACAGAAUUUUUCAAGGCAACUACUGUUUUUUUUCCCUUUCCCUUGAACUAAUGGACAAAUGUCUCUCCUGCAUUUUAAUCCAAUUCAGGUUCCUUUAUAAAAUGCUCUGCCUGUACAAAUAAACUUCAGUAAAGAUACAUGUGAAAAUAAAAUAAAAAUAAAAGAAUUGUUCUUUGUGAUCUCCAGAGAGAUCACUGUUGGAAGAUAUGAAGUCACUUCAGACCUGCAGUCAGUACUGGUAAAUGCCUUAGAAACUGACAUGAUAGUUCAGCUUUCUCUUUGCUCUGAUUAAAUGAAGACAGAGGUUUAUCCUUUUUUUUUUUUUUUAAACAGAAUGAAUAAUGUGUUGUCUGUGAAAAGAAAAGUAGAUAUCUUGAUCUGUGGAUAACAGUGGUGCAAGUAAACUAAUUUUAAGGCAAGGAAGAUCUCAUAAAGCAAUUGGUGAAGGGUUUUAUUUCAUAAAGGAAACUGUAAAAUACUAGCCAAAAUAAUCCUUGGAUGCUUAAUAUACUCUUCCUUACAAAUAAAAGGUAAAUCAGUAGCCAAAUAGAGGAGAAAAAGUGAAACAAGUGCGUCUGUUAAGAGAAAGGUAGGAAGAAUUCAGCCAUUAUAUUUCUUGUUUGGCAUCAUAUAACAGGUCAGUAAGUGUGCUGUCAUCGGCCUUCCAGUUGAUAGCUUUAGCUCCAGGUUGGCUGGAGUUUUUGUAAUAUUCUUGACUAAUCAGCAGGACUAGUUUUAUUUCAACUGCAUUCAAAAAUUAAACUUCUCUAUAUUGCAAAGUACGUUGCAUUACAUGACAUUAAUUUAUUGCAGGUUACUGAACUCCAGAUAAGGAAUGGGAAGUCUAAAAUCCCCAGGUACUGCUGUGAGUGUGGCUGGAGGGUGGGCAGGCAUUGUGGCAUUUCCCUAGCAGAUGUGGUGGUCCCUUGUGAGCCUUUGAGCAAACUGUACAGGCAGGUGUCUUCCUGUUCCAGCACUGAGUCCUUCUCUCAGGAGCUUGCCAGCUGUUUCUGGGUGCCUGACAUCCUAGACGGUGUCCCAUUAACCAUGCUCCAGAACAUGUGGUGGGAGGGCACAUAUCAGGCUGUGAUCUGUUUCUACCAUAUAGCCUUAUUGUUGUUAGGUUGCAGUUUUCUGUUCAGUUUCUUGUAUUUACAGACCCAACAAGGGCACUCAGGAAGCUGAGAGGCUUCUUUGUCAACCCUCUUCUGACCAAGGUGGCUUGUGUCAGGCCAGAGAAGGAACAUGCAGGAACUCCUGCUUUGCCUCUCUGGGAGUUGCUUUGGGUUUUAUCAGAAGAUUUAGGUACUGAAGAUAAAAAAGGUGACUGACUGACUUGAGAGACAGCAGUUGCACUGUGGGAUUUCUCUGUAUCUCCCUCUAAAUCCCUUAAUUUUGAAUCUGUGAGUUUACUCCUGUUCUUGUUUUAUAGUUAACUAUCUUAAAUUCAGCAGGGCUUUGAUUAAGCUGCCUCCUUUCUGAGAAAGAAAGUGAGCUCUACCUAUAAAAAAGCCUUUUUCUAAAAAAGGGGGCAUUUUUGCAACUUUUAAAAGCAGAUUCCCCUCUGUGAUCCUGCUGCCCUACAACAGCAAGGUUCCUGAGCAAAUGUAAGGUGAGGUGAGGAAACCACUUGCCUUUUGAUUGGUGAAGGAAUUUCUGGGUGAAAUUAUCAAAUAUUCAGAACUCUCACAUGCUGUGCAUAUCCUGCAGAAUAUAGUUGGUUUGGUCUUUGUGAAGGAUCUUUAGAAUAAAUCUGUUCUUUUAAAAAUAGUCACACAGGAUUUUAGCUCUUUUCAGUUCAUUAAAAUGCUCAGGUCUCAUACAUUUGCAUGAAUUUAACUAAAUUAUGCCCAAAUCAGAGCUACGAGUAAGUAUUUUACCUGUUUUUCUGCAGGUUUUUAGAAUACAUGCUUUGAUCCUCUGCAGAUGUCUGCAGAUUAAUUGAAAGCCCACUCUCUUAUUCUCACAUGUUUGGGAAUAAUGCGGGAUUUGUAUUCUCAAGAUUUUCAGUUAUGUUUUGUGAAGUGUAUAUGGAUCUGGCAGUUACUGAGGAAAAAAAAAUGUGGGAGGCAUAAAAGAUAAUAGUAGACUGACCUGGACAGGGUGUAGGCAUGUGCAUGCCAGAGACACUUCUUACAAAAGCUGUCUGAGAUGGGGCCCCUUGAAUGCUGGCUGGACUCAAGUCCUGUUAACAAGUUACUUUGGAACUUGGAGGAUGAAGAAAGAAUGGGUAUUUAAAUUUGUCCUAUUAUUUCUCUGGCAGCUGCUGUACAGAUAACUUAAUGAUACACAAUUUAUAUAGAAAAAAGAGAUAAAGCAGUGCAAAUACAGAGAGGUAUGUGGUAGGUUAAUGAAUGUUACAGUAUCAACACAGGCAUUUGCUGCUUUAAGUACCUGAUUUUUAUCAUAAGAACAAUGUGUGUAUAGGGAUUAAAGGGGAGGAAAAAAACCCACCCAAGCAAAACUGCUUUGAUACCAAAAUUUGUUUGCUCAGCUCUGAAAGCAUGACACCCCUUAUAUGUCUUGGAGGACAAACACAUAGCACCAGUAUAGUUUUUUUUGUUCCAUGUUUCUCAAUUUCAGUCUUCAGUAUUGUGAUAAUUAUCUAUAAUGGAUGAUAACUGGCUUGACAAAAACUGUGAGUCAAAAUUAUUUCCUGGGCAGAGGCUCUUUGAGAUUUUUGCCAGUUCCUUACUGUCUGUGCUGACUUUCACAUCUUUUACCAAGAACAGCAACAAAAUGCUGUGAUUAAAAUAUCCAAAACUGUAGCUUUUGUACUGUUCCUAAGAUCUCCUUAGACUACGUGGUGUGAAUGGGAGUUGCUGGCAUUCAACAAGAAAAAGCAAUUAAACUA